AUGCGAAUUUUCGUCACGUUACUGCUGAGUCUGGUGUUCCAUCAACAUGUGUUGGCCGAACCGAUACCUGUCGAAUGGAGUGAACAAGAACUGAAUGUCACUCAACAAGGAAGUGAUGGAGAAGGCAAGAUUGUGGGAGAUGGUGUGACUGCUGCUCCUCCGGUCACUGCAACAGUUCCACCACACGGUUUUGGUGACAGCGAGGAUGAGGAUGACGAAGAAACUUUGGACACGAACACAGGUGAUGAAGCAGCCAAUGAAACUCCGGAUGACACAGACAGCAUUGACGACAGUGACUUGAAUUCAAUGAAUGUGAGUGGAGUGGAUGAACUACUUCAUGGACAGUAUGAUAAUGAUGAUUCUCAUGGUGAUGAUGAAGACGAUGAUGAUUAUUAUGAUAAUGAUGUUGAUUGCGAUGAUUCUGAUGACGAUGGUGAUUUGAACAGGAGUGUAGAACGCCGUUGUCGUCGCGAUCGACGUGAGAUGAUGAACCUCCGUCCAGAGCCGCGGUUACUUCAAGCAACAUAUCGUUAUCAUGGCGACGGUGGGAAUCACAACGAACGUCGUCGACAUCGACGCCACAGACGUCGUCAUCACCACCAACGACGUUAUCGAUUUGUCAAUUAUCCCCAUGGUAAUGGACACCGUCGCAGACGUUACUAUCGUCAGUGA
Molecule: messenger RNA, 672 nt
Organism: Trichobilharzia szidati
Lineage: Eukaryota; Metazoa; Platyhelminthes; Trematoda; Strigeidida; Schistosomatidae
Source: the annotation of a GenBank genome assembly